Molecule: messenger RNA, 2028 nt
Organism: Drosophila mojavensis
Lineage: Eukaryota; Metazoa; Arthropoda; Insecta; Diptera; Drosophilidae
Exons: 2
Coding region: 200-1087 (295 amino acids)
Source: RefSeq, a predicted model, not a curated record
UUAUUUAGCUCGAAACAGUUCUCGGCCUUAUCGAAGUGAAGUAUCUGAUCCUAAUUAUUUUUCUGAGUUGUGAAAAAUGAUAAAAACAGUGUGGAAUGGAAUGGCACGCAAGCCAAGUGGAAACAAGUGAAUUAGUGAAGAAGAAACAAGUGAACUAAAAGCAAAGACACAACUGUGAAGUGCAGUGAAAAAAAGUGGCAUGGACAAGAAAGAAAAAAGGAAGCACACACUAAAAAUACAAAAUAAAGAACGUGUUAAAAAGGUCUGCCGGCAAAUCUGCCGGAGCCUACAAAAGAAAAGAAAAACAGUGCCUGUGCAUAUGCACGAAAUACAAAAUCUGUGCAUUAAUAGAAACGAAAAAAACAACAAAAUGUCAGAAAAACAUAAUACAUCUAUGUCAUCACUAGAUGAAUAUCUAGAUGACGAAAGUGAGUCAGUGAUGAUGCAAUAUGAUGAAAUUGAUGAAAGUGAACAAGUCAUUUUGAACAAAAAACAACAUGCACAAAUGAUGAAAGAACUCAUUUUAACAAGAGAGCAGAUAAAAAUACAACAACAACUAAUCCAACAUCAAAAAGAACAAUUACAAGUCUUCAAUAAUAUGACAAAAAUGCAAACAAACACAACAAGCAACAAUGAAAACAACAUACUACAAGGCAACAAAUUUGCCGCACUAUAUCAACACGAAGAAGACAAUAAAAACAUUAACGACAUCGAAUACCCACCACUGCACACAGCCACCAGAGCCUCGAAAAAACAAAAAAGGAAAGCGACAUCACCAGCAUCAACAGCAACGAAAAACAAAAGCAAGAAACAGCAAAACACCCCCCCAGAAGUAGACGACAACAACGGCGACAUCAACGGCGACAUCAACGGCGACAUCAACGGCGACAUCAACGGCGACAUCAACGGCGACAUCAACGGCGACAUCAACGGCGACAACAACAAUAGCAGCAACAACAUCAACAAUGAACCAACGCAGACAACCAACAUCAAAAUUCCGGCCAUCACAAUCUACAACAGGACCCCCGAGGAAAUGGAAGAUAUGCUACUGCCCAAGAUAUCAAAAAGAUAUAGCCCUAUAAUUUAAAACAGGAGUGUCCCACAAGGUGGAAUAGUGCUUUUUAUAUGGUAGAGCGCAUUUUAAGUACUCAUGUCGCCAUCGCAAAGGUACUGCUGAACACCCCAAAAGCAGUGUUGCCACUAUCUGCGGAUGAGAUUCUUGUGUUGGAGGACUUAAAGCUUCUACUCGCUCCUUUUGACCACGCGACAAAAAGGGCAUCAUCGAGUAGUUCACUGACAACAUCAAUAAUUAUUCCAAUUGUAUACGGACUUAUACAUAAUUUAGAAAAAAUUAAUGUCCGACUCGUCUCUGAUGAUAGUCGUGAGGCAUACAAUUCAUUUAUGGAAGGAAUUUGACAAAGGCUCAUGCAAUACGAAAAACGCACAGUCACGCGAAUAGCAACUCUUUUGGAUCCCAGAUUCAAAAAGGAAGGUUUUCUAUCGAUUGCGAAUGCCAGCGAAUCCCAAAAAAUUUUAGAAAAUGAGCUUGCUACACUCUACAGCGUUUUGCCCGCGUCUCCUACUACCGCGUCUCCUACUACCGAACCAGAACUUUUUGAGUUCUUGGAAGAAAAUAUUUCAAAAAAAGUACGAAGUGGACGAGUGGACUCUAUUUUGGCACUUCGUAAAUAUUUUAUGUCCGAAAAUUUAUCAUCAUCAUCAAGUCCAUUAGACUAUUGGAAGGUAAUGUUUCUCAGAUAUAAGAUGAUUUAAAAUUAUAUUGAGAGAUGUUUAGCAAAGCUGGACUACUUUUAAGCGAAAAAAGAAGCUCGCAGAAAUCAAAAAAUGUUGACAUACUGGUGUUCAUCAACAAAAACGAUUGGGUCUCAAAUGAGACCCAUUAGAAUAUUAGAUGUUAAGUUUCCCAUACUUAGAUUAAUUUUAAAUAAUGAUAUUAAUAACAAUGUAAUUGCAGAUCUUAAAAUACGAUAAUUUGAAAAAAAAGACUGAUGGAGUGAUAAAUUUUUU